GGCCACCACGUGCAUCCUGCGGCUCGCUGGCUCACUCCUGCUGGCACUCCCGACAGUCCGGCACAGCCCCAGUCACCGCCGGGCGUCGGAUCAAAGUGGACCUGUCGUCGCGUCCUUUCUUUCCCGUGUCCUCGGCCUGUUCCCUCCUUGGCACACCUGUCACAGGCUUACAGUAACCCCUUGAUCUAACAAACCAGUAUCUAACGUCACUCGGGUUUAUCGAACAUAUAAACCCACCGGCACAACGACUUGGCGCUCCCAUCACAAAGUUCGUAAAAUCGAGGGUUAACCGCGUCUCAUGUUUGGGGCUCUGAGGGCGCGCAUGGCGACCCCGAGGAACGCUGAAUGACCAGAGACGAACGCUGUGACCUCGUGGGGAGCUGCGCUGGCCUGGGUGUUGGGUCACGCUGGGUCACGUUGCCGCCCUCACCCCCUUCAGGUCAUGCCCCGACGGAGAUGGAGGAACGGCGCCCCCCACCUACUGCUGCUGCUGCUGGGGGCCGCCACGGGGUGUCGGGGGCUGAGGGUGAGCAGGGUGGUGGUGCCGGAGCGGGAGGUGGAGGGCGGGGCGGUGCAGCUGCAGUGUGAGUAUGACUUGGAGGGCGACGAUCUGUACUCCCUCAAGUGGUACAAAGACGACAAGGAGUUCUUCCGAUACGUCCCCGCAGACUCCCCGCCCAUCCAGGUGUUCAGCGUGCCUGGCGUGACCGUGGACGCCGCGCGCAGCAGUGACAGCCGCGUCUUCCUGCCCUCCGUGAGCCUUCGUUCCGCGGGCAAGUACAAGUGUGAGGUGUCGGCCGAGGCGCCCUCCUUCCACACGGACACCGGGGCGGGAAGACUGCUGGUGGUGUACGCCCCCCGCACCGGGCCGGCCAUCACGGGGGUGCAGAGCCGGUACAAGGUGGGCGCCGCGGUACACGCCAACUGCACGUCGUCGCCCUCACAGCCCGCGGCCACCCUCACCUGGCUCAUCAACGGCAGGGAGGCCGAGGCAUCAUCCUUGGUUCACUACGCCGCCACCAAAACCGCCAAGGGCCUGCACACAGCCGUCUUGGGUCUCCGCUUCCACACGGCCCCGUCACACUUCCGCUUCGGCGUGUUGAGGCUGCGCUGCGUGGCCACCGUCGCCUCGGAGCACCGCCGCCACAAGACCGUUUACGUGCGUCACGGGAUACCACAGCAGGACAACAGCGGGGGAGGCUCGGCUGGUACUUGUGACGGUGUUGUGGCGUACCUGGCUAUGAUACUGAUGACUCUCCUGAGGUAACACACACACCUAACACACUCCCUCCCCCUUCUUUCCUACGUCCCUCCCUUUCCCUCCCCUUUCACACCCAUCUUCAAGAGCAGCCUCCACAGAAUAGUUUAAACACCUAACACACUUCCUCCCCCCUUCUUCCUUUCCCUCCCCUUCCACACCCAUCUUCAAGAGCAGCCUCCACAUAGUAGUUUAAUGUUAUCUAUAUAUUGUUUAAUGCUUCAAGACACGCUAACGAGAAGUAGGAGAAGAAGAAGAGGUCGGAGGAGAAGAAGAAGAAGCAGAAAACAAGAAGACGAAAGAUUCAAUUAAAGACGAACUUCAAGAAAAUAUCAAACUCCAAACCACGUACUUACAUUCUCUCUCUCUCUCUCUCUCUCUCUCUCUCUCUCUCUCUCUCUCUCUCUCUCUCUCAAGGAAAACAAGAAAGAGAUUGGAAAAUACGAAGAAGUGUUCAUCCGUGCUCUCUCUCUCUCUCUCUCUCUCUCUCUCUCUCUCUCUCUCUCUCUCUCUCUCAAGGAAAACAAGAAACAGAUUGGAAAAUACGAAGAAAAGAAGUAUUAAUCAGUGCUCUCUCUCUCUCUCUCUCUCUCUCUCUCUCUCUCUCUCUCUCUCUCUCUCUCUCUUUCUCUCGAAAAUAAAGAAAUAGCCUGGAAACUACACAGAACAGAGGAGUAAUUCAGUGUGUUAUGUGUUUACGAUAGAAAUACGCAACCUGUCCGUCUGUCUGUCUAUUUAUCUGCUUACCUGCCCGCCUGUCUGCUUGUCUGCCCUCCUCUCUGUCGCGGUAUAGCUCGCAUCUUUAUUAUUAAGUUAUCAAGCUUGAUGGAAAUAAUUAUGUCGGUUGAUUAGUUAAAUGAAUAUGAUUUGGCAAUACAUGAAAAUAUAUAAUAAUGACCGAGGAUAACGUGUGAGAGUAUAUAUGAACAUUUAUUUCCAGUGUAAUUCUCUUUUUGUAAUGAUGGACUUUCACGGUCGUAUUCCAAGCUCUCCUUUACUAUGGAGUGUCAGCUAUUACCAACUCAAUGACCAACUGCAGCUUUUUUACGCUUUAUCGCUAUUGUUGAACUCCUCAUACUUCACAUACUUCACUUACAAUUACGUUUCUCUUGACCUAUAUGCUCCUAUUAUUAGAGAAAACUAGUAUAUUUUUAGUCAUUACCCCGUCAAAGUGGUUUAUAGAAGGCUCACAGAGAAAAGGGUCUGUCUGCCUGAUAUUGUUGGGAUUGGUGUCUAGGAAGGGAGAGCUUGUAGUAUGGGCACCAGACAUGCUUCUCUGUAGAGGGCAGCACUGUUAUUUAGCCUUCUGUUUGGGGUCAAGUCGCUAUGACCAGUAUUAUUACACACUCAAAUAGUUCAAGGGGCUACAAAGGAAAUUCGUCGAGUCCUCAUGAGUGUUUUUUUUUAUGUUUAUGGUGAGGAAACCUUGCCAUACUAUCACUAGGCUCAUAAAACUACCCAUGGAAACACCGACAACGUCCGCGAAAGCCUUACCAAACGUGGUGUGUAAGCCCCGAAAUGUUUAAUUAAGAAUAUGACCCUAUAACUCUUGACAGAAGGACCACUAGGAACAGUGCUCCUCUCUACAUACAAGCAGCGGUUUUGAAAGUCCCCCAUUUCAGUCCGUUUGAGCGACUCUGACAAAAACAAUGCCCAGAAAAAGAUAAGUGAAAUGAUGCGAUCGGAAUGCAAAGUAUGUGGUUAGUAGAAAGGAUCAGGAGGAGGCGGACCUAGGAAGCGAUUCAAAGCGAUAUAGGUCGCAAGAAAAAGAAGAAAAAAUUGGUCGCAAGAAGAAGAAGGAGAAGAGGAGGAAGAAGAAGAAGAAGAAGAAGAAGAAGAAGAAGAAGAAGAAGAAGAAGAAGAAAACAGCAAGAAAGAUGUUAAAGAAAAAGAAAGAAAGAGAAAGAAAGAAGAAGAAGAAGAAGAAGAAGAAGAAGAAGAUGAAGAAGAAGAAGAAGAGAAAGAAGGAAGAGAAGGAGACGGAAAAGAAAAAGAAAGAAGAAGAAAAAGAAGAAGAAGAAGAAGAAGAAGAAGAAGGAGAAGAAGAAGAAGAAGAAGAAGAAAAAGAAGACGUACAAUAAGACGAGGAGAAAAAAGAAACAGAUAGUUCACAAGAAGAGAAAUAUGACAACAGGAUCGGGGACCUCCUAACAUAUUUUCGGCUUAAGUGAAAAAAAAAAGUGAAAUGAAAAAGAAAAUACUUUAUCACAGGCACAUUGUAAUUUAUUGGCAAUCACCGAAAGGCUAAUGGCGCAGCUGCCAGCUUUAUAAUUUCCGGAUGAAUGUAUGAAAAAAGGUGAAGGAAAGGAAUUAUUGACAUUUUUAUAUAUUGCUUUUUUUGUCAGAGAGCGAGAAACGGACCUAUAGGAUGCCUGAUUCUUUGGACUGCCGAUCAUAGCUAAGUGACCCCCCCCCCCACAGCCCGGCCUCCCUCGCCUGUAUUUCCUGCGCUGAAUAAAUUAUCUCUAUACCUCCAUUAUCUUUCCUUCUCUCCUCCUCCUCCUCCGCCUCAUUGUCCUGUUCCUUUUCCUCCUCUUCUCCAUCUUCCUCUUCCUAUUUUUUCUUUCACGCCUCACUUUCACCUCUUUUUUUUUUUGUUUUCUCUUGUGUAUAUAUAUUUCGCUAUUUUCCUUACUUUAUUUUUUCUUUCUUUAUGUUUUCUCGUGCUUCUCUAUCUCUGUGCUUCCUUACUUUCUUUUUCUUUCUUUAUGCUUUCUCAAUCUGUUUGCUUGUGCCAUCCACUCUCUCUCUCUCUCUCUCUCUCUCUCUCUCUCUCUCGGUAUUCCUCGCUUCAGUGUUACAAACUUAUUAAUCUCGAUACAAAAAUACUCCUCCCUCCCACCGUACGUGUUCCUCCUACGUUGAUUAAACCGCCUCGGGCUAAGUCAAACGAGUUAAUUUUCUGUCAUAUUUAGCUAUUUUUUUCUGCUGAUACGGGCGUCCUGGGGGUGCAGGGAGACUAUCAAAAUUGCUAUUCUAGAGGCCAGCACUGUAUACUUAGUUAUCAGUAGUUUUGUCCAUAGUUAAGUUGCUAGUAGUGGCAAAGAGGGACACAUAUAAUACUUGCAGUGCUGCCCCCUAGAGUCAACUAACACAGUCCAUCUCUGAAUGACUCCGGACUUCUCACAUCAACAACUUCUAAAGGCCGAAAGGGAGGUUAAUCGUGUUCUAAUGAGUGUUAUUGAAGGUUCAUGGUUUAAAAGAAUGAUCAAACUAAUAAAAGGGUCAUAAAACUACCUCUACAAAUGCCCACAACUCCUAUGAAAGCCUUGUCAGAUGUGUAUGCUUGGGAGCCGGAAUGUUUAUCCUUGUCUUACGAUGAUAUUUACCUCACCGCAAGACACCGCACAUAUAUUUGGAGAAGUGAAGUAACACGUGACACUUUGGCAAGGUAAACAUCAUCGUGAGAGCAAGGGAAGAAGAGGCUCAGCUAGUGGCGCCAUGCUCGUACUCGUAGAAAAGUAUCGUGAGGCUAAAAAAUGUGCUCCUGUGACGACGGCUUAUGUCAUACCUCUGUUUGCCUCAUCUCGUAAGGAACUGAUUGCCUGUCCCUCGAUCGCCCACCUACACCUGGCAAACUAAUGAGGUAAUUAUCUGCACCUAAUUAUUUCGGCGACAUUAAUUAAUUUGGGGAUUCUACGCGGGAAAAAAAAAGUUCGAGAGGGGGAAAGAAAACGAAAAGAACGGGAGGAAAACGUAAGUGUAAAGAGGGGGAACAUUAACUAAAAUAGGCCAUAAAUUUCCUCCGCCUCCCUCUCCUUCCCCUCCCUCCAUCCUUACCGUCUCCCCUCACUCCCUCUCCCUUCCUCUUCCUCUCUCUCUCACACACUCUCUUCUAGGCCAUUUUUCUUGGAUGACACAUUCUCUCUCUCUCUCUCUCUCUCUCUCUCUCUCUCUCUCUCUCUCUCUCCUAGCUCAAUCCCUCUUCUAUCCUUGUUUUUUCUCCCUCCAUCUUUCCUUCUCCCCCUUCCCACUCAUGCAUUUCUUCC
Molecule: messenger RNA, 5247 nt
Organism: Eriocheir sinensis (Chinese mitten crab)
Lineage: Eukaryota; Metazoa; Arthropoda; Malacostraca; Decapoda; Varunidae
Product: cell adhesion molecule 1-like
Exons: 7
Coding region: 443-1267 (274 amino acids)
Source: RefSeq, a predicted model, not a curated record